This is a messenger RNA of Nezara viridula (southern green stink bug), 1838 nucleotides long. The record is from the annotation of a GenBank genome assembly. Lineage: Eukaryota; Metazoa; Arthropoda; Insecta; Hemiptera; Pentatomidae.
AAGGAAUGGGAUUUUCAAUUCAAAGUUUUUACGAUUUAAGACUGAAUUCAAAAAUUUUAUUUAAACUGUAUUUCGCAGUCGGAUCCUUGUGAAGAACAUAAAAUUCCAGCUUGAUAGCUAUAAUUAAUUGUGUAACCAAUAGAAAUGGCGAAGAAGCAAUACUACAAUAAGGGGCAUACUGACCCUACUUGGUUGAUUUUUAAAUUUAAUUGACGGAGUUUGAUUAAAUCGACACAUAAUUGAUAAUUUUUUCACUAAUCCUGAAUUUUCCUUCAUGUGGGACCAUCCAAUCUACACCAUAUUUUAAAAUUUUAUGAAAAUAAGAUUAAAAAUAGUUGGUGAUAUGUCCAUUAAAUAGAUCUGACUAAUCACAUGGUUCCAAAUUUGUUCCUACGUGCCUAAAAAAUGAAUGCGAGUUGCGAUUUUCGAUUAAUUAUUUUUAACCACACGAUAUUUUCAAUAACGAUGCAAAAGGAAUAAAAUAAAAAUUUAUAAAUUACUUAUCAAAAAAUAAAUGUAUCCAUUUGUAAACAUUUCUUUAACUCUCGGACUACUAUUGAAGUUUAAACUAUUUUGUCUUACACUUCGUUUAUUUUUAGAUAAACACUUUUACCCAUUUUCUUUUUCUAAUUUUUUUAAAAGAUUAAAAUAGACAUUCCAAACAUCGACUUAUUGUUAUAAUGUACUGAUAUCGAUAUAUCAGUACCUUGUUCGAUAACAAGGUAAUCUUGAAAUCUGUCGAUAUUUAGUUUUAUAUUUACACCCGGUAAAUGUGAAAGUUUUUUAAAUGAAAUAAAUUAACUAAAAAGAAUUAUCUAGAUAAAAGAAACUAAAAAUAAAAAUAGCCAAUUUUCCUCUAUGCGACCAGUUAUAAUUUUGAAAUGUGAUAUUACAACACUUGAAAAAUUAUAACUAAAUUGGAAAAACAAAAAUAAAAAUAGAAACCUUCUAUAACAUGUGAUAUUAUAACGUUUAGUUUCGAAACCAUGACAGUUUCAAAGUCAUGUCUCUGUAACCUAACCCAGUGGCUCGCCACUCACAAAUCAUGCAAGUUUUGAAAGGUAGUUUACAUAAAUUAGCGGUUCAUAACGGAUUUCUGAAGCGAUGCUAUUACGAUGAUUCAUCUUCACUCUACAGGAUGGUUCCUAUUGUAGUCGAGAAGACAGGUAGGGGUGAGAGAUCCUACGACAUAUUCUCAAGGCUACUCAAGGGCCGGAUCAUCUGCGUCAUGGGGGCGAUCAGUGAUGAAAUGUCAGCUCUCGUGGUAGCCCAACUGCUGUUCUUGCAGUCAGAGAAUACGAAGAAGCCGAUACAUAUGUACAUUAACAGCCCAGGGGGCAGCGUCACCGCUGGGCUGGGUAUCUACGACACUAUGCAGUACGUGACAGCCCCAGUUGCUACCUGGUGCGUUGGGCAAGCGGGGAGCAUGGGAAGCCUGCUACUAGCAGCUGGAGCCAAAGGGCUACGCCACUCACUACCGAACUCGAGGAUCAUGGUGCACCAGGUCUCAGGGGGGAUAAAGGGACCUGCUACCGAUAUAAAGAUCCAAGCCGAAGAGAUCUUGAGUCUUAAGAGUAAGCUGAACCGCAUAUACGCCUACCACACCGGUCAGUCAGAAGAAAUAAUUUCGAAAAUUAUGGAGAGAGAUAAAUAUAUGUCUCCUGAUGAAGCCAAGAAGUUUGGGCUUAUCGACAACGUAGUUGGAAUGCGAGACGCAAUUCUGGAACCUCCGCCUUCUCCUGUUGAUCAUCCAUUACCGACUCAAGGAAAGCCAGUAAACGUUUGAUCUAGAUUUUCCUUGACAGAGUUAACAAAGUAAAUAUAUUUAUCUAAGUCUA